Molecule: messenger RNA, 312 nt
Organism: Striga asiatica
Lineage: Eukaryota; Viridiplantae; Streptophyta; Magnoliopsida; Lamiales; Orobanchaceae
Source: the annotation of a GenBank genome assembly
AUGCCGGCACGACCAGUGGUGGCGACGGGCAGUGGACUUGGCCAGGGAACGGCACCGGCGCGUGUGGCGAGGUCAGGCGGGCCCUACCAGCAGGCUACGGGGGGAGACGGACAACAACUCUCACCGGCAGCGGUGCGUGCAGUUGUCGGGCUUCAAUGUUUUGGGUGUGGCGAAAUGGGCCAUCGCCAGGCGGUCUGUCCGAAGGGUGCGGCGACACGGGCCUUAUUUACAGAGGAUGUGGGGGACUAUGCUGCCGGCGAGGAUUAUGAGAAGCACGAAGAUGUCAGCGUCUUCAUUUUCUUCUCCGUCUAG